CAGAUCCCCAAUUAUCUGCCUUUAGCCCUCAAUCUAGGGUUUCUCUCGAUUCGAAAGUAACAAAAUCCAAUCCAGUGUUCUUUUUUUCUUUUCUCUCCAUCCUAGUUGAAAUCCUCUUUGCUGUCAAAGAUGAACUCAACUCUUAUCCAGUCGAGUUUUGAUUCUGACGGCGACCAGAAGGGUAGCACUGAGGCUAUUCCUCGUUUGAGCACCUCUGCGUAUGAAACACCUGAUUUCGGAUCUGGAGCAAAGAGGCAGAAGGUCAUAGAAGACGACAAGAAAGCCAAGGGUGGCGACGGCGAUGCGCUGGUGGAAACCGAAGAUGAUGAUUCUGACGAGAUUGAGGAUGGCGAUGAUGAAGAUGAUUUCAUGGAGGUCAAACAGUAUACUCCGAAGACGACGAUCUGGGAGAGCUGUUCGGAAGAUGAUGAAGGCUUCCAACGCUACCUUAGUAAAGUUAUUGACAGCGAGGGUUUUGAUUUGGACGAAGACCCUCUAGAUGAGUACCCUUUCACUGGUUUCACGGUGUGUAGGGUCAACUUUGACCAUCCCGACCACGCCCAUCAUAAGGAAUAUGUUGCCAAGUGCAUCCAAACUGCUAUUCAGCAACAGCACGAACCUCUGACGUACGUUAAGACCUUGACUGCAAAUUAUGCGGUAGAAGUUGGUUACAUCUAUUUCAUUACAUUUAUGGCUAAGGAGAAUUCAUCAUCGGAGGUCAAAACCUACCAAACCGAGGUUUCACAUGACCUUUGGGGUGGGAUGGUGGUAAAUAAAUUCCGGAAGAAAAUCCAGUGAUCGAGUUGCUGAGUAUUGAUUUAUGAACAUUUCUGCAUUUCCUUCUUCAGUAUUCGUCUUUGUAAGAAUUAUCUAACAUUCCUCGUCGUCCCUUGAAAACUAAUCUUUAUCCCUUGUUUCAUUUGCGUGUUGGUAUAACUAUACUCUCUAUGUUUGCCGUUUGUAGGUGCAGCCGCAUGCUUAAUUAAGGUGGACCAUUGCAAGUAGAAGUGUCGAUGGGUAGAUGUUAUGUAAUCAUAUGGAGUAUUUUCUGACCCACUUGUAAUUCGUGCUCGUUAAUUAUGUGACGAUGUGUUUCCGUUGUGCAACUAGAAGUCUAGAACAGAAUACUAGUAUUUCAGGGAGAGAUUAUCCAGUAAUUCUCUCAGCUUUCAGUCCUAGUAUGCUAGGGUAAUGUAUUGACCAAGUAACCAACUCCUGGAUUGCGUGUUUUAUGAUACUGUCGGAUCCUACUCAUAUGGUCUUGAUCAUGCUAUGCAUUCAUCUUGCUUGG
Molecule: messenger RNA, 1291 nt
Organism: Linum tenue
Lineage: Eukaryota; Viridiplantae; Streptophyta; Magnoliopsida; Malpighiales; Linaceae
Source: the annotation of a GenBank genome assembly